UCGAUGGCCAGAAGCAUCUGUACUCCUCUUAUUGAGAACAUACGAGGAGAUGGAAGAAAAGUUUAAUAGUGGAAAAUUUUCCCAAAAGAAAUGUUGGGCAUUAAUUUCCGAAAUAUUUAAGAAAAAGGGAUACAACAUAACAGGGCCACAAUGUGCCUCAAAGUUUAGAAGUUUGAAAAAAACUUACAAAUCAAUUAAGGACCACAAUUCCCAAUCUGGAAAUAAUCGACGAACGUGGCAAUAUUUUGAGAUAAUGGAUAAUAUGUUUUCAAAAAAAGCCUGGUGUAAUCCCGUAGCACUUGCUUCAUCCACCGGACAAUUACUUAAACAUGUAAACACAGAAGAAUGUUCUCCUACUUGUUCAACAUUUUCUGAAAAUGAUUCUGCUGAUAAAGAAAAUGCUACAUCUGAAAAAAGUACAAAAACGAAAACUUUGACGUCAGUGGCAAAACUGCUUCAACAAAGAUUGAUACAAAAAGAGGAACAUGAAGCAAAAAAACAGAAGCGUCACAAUGAGAGAAUGAACAUUGAAACAAAACUGGUUGAUACUCUUACACAGUUUUUAAAUAAAACCUGAGUCAAGAAUUAGAAGUCAAGUUAAGAGUUAAGUAAUCC
Wasmannia auropunctata (little fire ant) is the source of this 615-nucleotide messenger RNA. RefSeq lists its product as uncharacterized. Lineage: Eukaryota; Metazoa; Arthropoda; Insecta; Hymenoptera; Formicidae. Bases 50 to 577 code for a protein of 175 amino acids. The transcript is spliced from 4 exons. The record is from RefSeq and is a predicted model, not a curated record.